CCUCAGCAUCCUCGGCCCCAGCAGCAGCCCCCGCAGUCGCUGGAGCGGCCGCGCCCGCCGCAGGGAGGGAGGAGCAUCUGGGGAGGCUCCAAGUUGGCGGAGCUGCUGGGACCCCUUGACUCUUCCUUGGCCGCCCGGGGAGGGGCUGAGAGGCGAGCAGGGGAGGGGGCGCCGCCCAGCCCCGAGCCCUGACCCCCUGCCGGCGGCGGCACCAUGCGCGCCGAGCCGGCGUGACCGGCUCCGCCCGCAGCCUCCCGCAGCCCAGCCCUCGCCGGCCACACCGAGCGGCGCCCGGGAGCUAUGAGCCAUGGAGCCGCCCGGCAGCAGCUCCCGGCGGCCGCCCCUGGCGGGCUGCAGCCUUCCCCGAACCUCCAGCGGCGCCCGCGGCGGCCCCGCCGGCCCGGCGCCUGCCCGCGCCCUGGCCCGCGCGCCGCCUUGCCGCCUGCUCCUCGUCCUUGUCCUGCUGCCUCCACUCGCCGCCUCGUCCCGGUCCCGCGCCUGGGGGGCUGCUGCGCCCAGCGCUCCACAUUGGAAUGAAACUGCAGAAAAAAAUUUGGGAGUCCUAGCAGAUGAAGACAACACAUUGCAACAGAAUAGCAGCGGUCACAUCAGUUCCAACAGUGCAAUUCAGAAAGAGAUCACGCUGCCUUCAAGACUGGUGUAUUACAUCAACCAAGACUCGGAAAGCCCCUACCAUGUUCUUGACACAAAGACAAGACACCAGCAAAAACAUAACAAGGCUGUCCAUCUGGCCCAGGCAAGCUUCCAGAUUGAAGCCUUCAGCUCCAAAUUCAUUCUUGACCUCACACUGAACAAUGGUCUGCUGUCUUCUGACUAUGUGGAGAUUCACUACGAAAACGGGAAGCCACAGCUCUCUAAGGGUGGAGAACACUGUUACUACCAUGGCAGCAUCAGAGGCGUCAAGGACUCCAGGGCGGCGCUGUCGACCUGCAACGGACUGCAUGGCAUGUUUGAAGAUAAUACCUUCGUGUAUAUGAUAGAGCCGCUGGAGCUGAUUCAUGAUGAGAAAAGCACAGGUCGACCACAUAUUAUACAGAAAACCUUGGCAGGACAAUAUUCUAAGCAAAUGAAGAAUCUCAAUGUGGAGGGCAGUGACCAGUGGCCCUUUCUGUCUGGAGUGCAGUGGUUGAAGAGGAGGAGGAGAGCAGUGAAUCCAGCUCGUGGUGUGUUUGAAGAAAUGAAAUAUUUGGAACUUAUGAUUGUUAAUGAUCACAAAACGUAUAAGAAGUAUCGCUCUUCUCAUGCACACACCAAUAACUUUGCAAAGUCUGUGGUCAACCUUGUGGAUUCUAUUUACAAGGAGCAGCUCAACACCAGGGUUGUCCUGGUGGCUGUAGACACCUGGACUGAGAGGGAUUAUAUUGACAUCACCACCAACCCCGUGCAGAUGCUUCAUGAAUUCUCCAAAUACCGACAGCGUAUCAAACAGCAUGCUGAUGCUGUGCACCUCAUCUCACGUGUGACGUUCCACUAUAAGAGAAGCAGUCUGAGUUUCUUUGGAGGUGUCUGUUCUCGUACAAGGGGAGUUGGUGUGAAUGAGUAUGGUCUUCCAAUGGCAGUGGCACAAGUAUUAUCGCAGAGCCUGGCUCAAAACCUUGGAAUCCAAUGGGAACCUUCUAGCAGAAAGCCAAAGUGUGACUGCACAGAAUCCUGGGGUGGCUGCAUCAUGGAGGAAACAGGGGUCUCUCACUCCCGAAAGUUCUCCAAGUGCAGCGUCUUGGAGUAUAGAGACUUUCUACAGAGGGGGGGCGGCGCCUGUCUGUUCAACAGGCCAACAAAGCUCUUCGAGCCCACAGAAUGUGGGAAUGGAUACGUGGAAACUGGGGAGGAGUGUGACUGUGGCUUCCACGUGGAAUGCUACGGGCUGUGCUGCAAGAAGUGCUCUCUCUCCAAUGGGGCCCACUGCAGCGACGGGCCCUGCUGUAACAAUACCUCGUGUCUUUUUCAGCCACGAGGGUAUGAAUGUCGGGAUGCCGUGAACGGGUGUGAUAUCACCGAAUACUGUACUGGAGACUCUGGCCAGUGCCCACCAAAUCUUCAUAAGCAAGAUGGAUAUGCAUGCAACCAGAAUCAGGGCCGCUGCUACAACGGCGAGUGCAAGACCCGGGACAACCAGUGCCAAUACAUCUGGGGAGCAAAGGCGUCGAGUUCUGACAAGUUCUGCUAUGAAAAGCUGAAUACUGAAGGCACGGAGAAGGGGAACUGCGGGAAGGAUGGAGAUCGAUGGGUCCAGUGCAGCAAACAUGACGUGUUCUGUGGAUUUUUGCUCUGUACCAAUCUUACUCGAGCUCCACGUAUCGGCCAACUUCAGGGUGAGAUCAUCCCAACGUCCUUCUACCACCAAGGCCGGGUGAUUGACUGCAGCGGUGCUCAUGUGGUUUUAGAUGAUGAUACAGAUGUGGGCUAUGUGGAAGAUGGAACGCCAUGUGGCCCAUCUAUGAUGUGUUUAGAUCGGAAGUGCCUACAGAUUCAGGCCCUAAAUAUGAGCAGCUGCCCGCUCGAUUCCAAGGGUAAAGUCUGUUCAGGCCACGGGGUGUGCAGUAAUGAAGCCACCUGCAUCUGUGACUUCACCUGGGCGGGGACAGACUGCAGCAUCCGGGAUCCAGUCAGGAACCUUCACCCUCCCAAGGAUGAAGGACCCAAGGGUUUGUGUGAUUUCGCUGUCAAUCCGUUGCAUACUGAAUUCAUUGGCGUUCUUCCAGUGGUGCCAAUACAACAACUUAAUCGGUUUGAAAGGAGACACACAAGAAUAUCUCUUUGUGCCACUAAAAUGUCAAAUUCAUGGUACUGCAGAAUUAAGGACUCUAAAAUAACAUAUUGAAAAAGAUUUUUGAAUUUCCCCUUAGUGUAGAAUUGAGAUUAGGAAGAAGUAAGUAUACCGAUUUCCUUUCUUUCCUUUAAACCUCAUUCUUUUUCCAUAAUCACAAAUGUUAAUCAUUUCAUAGUUUGUCUAAGCUCUGCCAGUUUUCUAAGAGAUAAAAUCCACGUGGCUGACAUGACACUCUGGUCGUUCCUCAACACUGGGAUCCCCCCAGAGGGAAAUUGUAGUCUUUGUGCUCUGACAAAUCACACCUCUGAUUAGGAAUUCUUCAAAGAGCUUUAAUUCUUCAAAGAAAAUGUGAAGGAUCUGGACCUUUGUUUUAAUCAGCCAUUGAAAGGAGAGAAAUCAGAAUUUUAGAGUUAAAAGGAGCCUCAGUGGCCAUCUGGAACCCCCCAAGGUGCAGGUGAGCACGCACAGACCCUGAGGUCAGAUGACAUGCUGUAGUGACCUGGGUGACCAGGACCCAGGGACCUGAUCUCAGGCCCCUUCUCUUCUGUUACAUCUUGUUAUGAUGUAGUCUAUGUCAUCAUGAAUAUUAUUAUUAAUAUUCACUUGCUCAUUAUUCUUCCCAUUCCCAACCCCUCAUACGAUUUUCAAAGAUCUAGAAGUCAUCAGUUGCAGUAGGCUUACGACAGCAUCUCUAGCAUCGUACCUGAGAAACCAAGGGAUUGCUAGAAUGAACACUGUACCCCAAUGGCAGUGUACAUCAGGUUCUUCUUUUUCAUGGUGCUGUUAACAGUAUUUUAUAAAUAACUAUCAUGCUGUUUUCCUGCACAUAGGAAAAAUAUAUGUGGAAAUAGUGUAUUUUGAUUUGCUUAGUUUUGGGUGAAAUCUUGUUUAAACUCUCUGAACUUUGGUAUUGUCCAUGUGGGAAAAUAUGACUUCAAAAGCGUAUGAAGCUCUGUAGCCCUCAGUUCCUGAAAAGAUUAGGCUGAUAUGAGUGGUGUGCAUGUAUGAUAUUCUGUAAUAGUGGGUGUGUUAGAACACUUUUCAUGCAUUUGCUUAAUAUGCCCAUGGUAUUACAAUUCUGUAAGAAUCAUAAUCACACCCUCAGUCUAUUUCUGUUCUCCUUCUAUUUCUAAAAGGGAACAAAUUCCACUUUAAAUUAGUCUUUUGUUACUUUAAAACUAAAACAAAACAUUCUUGGAUCCACCUUCGGAAGUUAGAUUUAGAAAAGAUUUAGGCUCUGAGGAGAGAAGCAGAGGUUUACUCUUUCCAAAUCUUCUCUCCUAGUUUGUGUGUGAUUCUCUUAAAGAUCUAGUCGCUGCUUUUCCUUAAGUGAUGUAUGAAGGCACCUGAACAGAUGAGCAGAGCUAAGCUGGCCUAGACUCUUAUCUGACCUUGUUAGGUAGGGACGGGGUUGUUCACUGCUGGCUCUGUCUAGUCCCCACUCCUCCCCUACCCAUGCCUGGAAAACUUACAUGGAGGCAUGAGGUAAACAGCUGCUUUCUAAAGAUGAGAAUGCUCACAGCUACCUUCUGUUUGUUUUGCUCUCUUCCCAUUUAAUUAUGUGCUAUUCUACAUUAUCUUUUGAAGAUAUCCUUUUUGAUCAUUCAAGUAACACGUUUACUGUAGAAAAAUUUUAAAAUACAAGAAAGAUUAAAAAGAAAAUUAAAAAUCAUCCUUAAUCCCACGACUCAGAUUUAUAAUCAGUAUAAGCAUUCUGGUAAAUUUCUCUCCUGUUGCAUGUUUUCUGUUUUGGUUCUUAAUGGAGACAAUGAAUUCAUUAGAGUAAAGGUUCCCAUUGGUUCUAAAAUUGUUAAAAUCUUCGUGAAUCUCUAAUAAUCUUGAUUAAAUUGAAAAAAGCCAUUAAUUGAUAUAAAUGAAGAGCAGUUAUUAUAAAUUAUUAGAUUUUCAGAAAAGUCAAGCAAUUGGUACAACUGAAUAAUAGCUCUAUAUUUAUUUAUUUAGAUUUUUUCAGCCUCUGUAGAAAAAACUGUUAUUACACUAGUAAAAUGGAAAACAACAGAAAUCAAAACUUUAACCCUUUGUUGUAAGUUUUAUGAUUUUAUUUUUGAUGUUCUGGUUAAAAGAAGAUAAUGAGAGAGACUAUGUACUUUACUCCUUUUUUUAUCCAGAUAGCAAAUUUUUAUUGACUAUCUACUAUUUAAAAGAGAGCACAUCCUCAGCACAUAGUAGGCACUCCAUCAAUAUCUCAUCCCUUCCCUUUGAGAGUGUGUAAAGGAAAUGGAAUGCCGAGUGUUAGUGCUGAUUUCAGUUUAUCAGUAGCCAUUUGUCGUAUUGCCUUGCUGAAGAGUCACAGGUAAUGAACUCAAGAUGGUAAAACAAUCAGUACUUUCUUGACUGUAGGUUCAGCAGCUGUGUGAGGUGCCAGGGUUUCUCUCUAACUGCAUGCUCCACAUUCUUUCCCAGGGUGGAAUUCGUUUGGUUGGCACCUACCUUACUGAGCACAGUGUUUGGGCCCUCCCCAAAUGCUUGCCGUAUAUAUUGUGCAACACGCACAAUGAUCUGGCCCAUCAUAUCCAUAGAUGAAGGUUUUCUGUAUAGAUAUAGUGAGAGAGUAGGAAAAAUACCUCGUUUUAUUUCAUUUCAAUGUACUUCUUUGUUAUGGAAAAAAAAUUCAAGAAGCUAAAUGAAAAUAUUGCCUUUUUUAUCAUGAACAUUGGCAUAAAAGAUAAAUUGUACCCACCUGCAGCCUCUUGGAUCAAGACCAAAUUAAUAAAAAGAAAGGUGAUUUCUGUGACUGUUUCCAUCGAUUUGAGGAUGUCAGAAAUGAACAGAUAUGUUUUGAGUAUUUUUUUUUAUUUCAAGUAUUAAGUUCCUGGAAGAAUAAAAAACCUCUCCAUCUCUCCAGUAGGGACUAAAAACACUCAUGAAAGUAUUGCCAUUGAAGUCACUCUGCACUGACUAAGGUUGUCCCCUGUUGACUCACUAUUUAAAGCUAGAUUAUUUGCUCCAACUUCUCAAAUCAAAAUUAUUAAAAGAGAAGAACUAGGAUCUCAAAGCAAAAACCAUAUGAGUGAGGAUUUUUUUAAAAAGAUUUUCUAUGAUGUAUUACUUCAUUUUUUCUACAUUGCCACUUAUUUCACAUAUGAAGACUCUUCUGGUUCUCUUCUCUCAACUUGUUUCCUCUGAACUCACUGGAAGAAAUUAUUUUGGUUUGUUCUACAAGGGGAGAAUAUGUUUGAACUCUGUUUAAAAGACCUAGAAUUCCCACCUGCUGUAGGGAGAGCCAGGUCAAGUGCCUGGAAUGUUUGUUGAUUUGUAGACAUCUUUACCUGGUGCUUGUUGUGGAAUACAGUGGAACUUUUCUCAUUGGAUGGUUUGCAUCACCAUUUUAGGAGGAAAAAGAAGAAAUGGGAACCUAUCAAAUGUUUUCAUUGAUAUGGAAGAUCAGAAACUGUUCCUAGGAAGCUGUGGUCAGACCCUUAUGACCAUAGUCAUCAAAUGAGAGAUAGAAGGGCCUUAGUGGCAGUUCAGUCCAGACCCGCUGUUGUACAAAUGAGAAAACUAACUUAAUUAUCAGGGUUAACAGCUAGUUAGGGGCAGAGCCAAGAAUAAAAUGUAGAUCACUUGGUCUUGAGCCUAAAGCUUUCCCUGGUAUUGCGCAUUGCCUCAUUUGAGGCUGAGUAUUCAGUUAUUCUGCUGGUUCUUAAAGCACAAUAAUAAGCAGAAAGGGUGAAAUAAUAACCAAGUAAUGAUGAAGCUUAUUAGCUGAUCCAUUACUUCUCAAAGGAAGUGUUAUAUUAUUCACAUUUAGUAUUUUGAGAACCAUAAUUUCUAAGUCUUAAUGCCUUGAGGAGUAUUAGUUUACCUUUGCCUAUAUCUUUUUGAUGACUUCCUUUGUGAGUGCGCAAUUCUGUGAUUUUGUAGUUCGGAUGAUUAAAUAUGAGAUGUUAUGAUUAUCAUAUAUGAUUAUGCUCGUGUAUAAUUAGGUAUCACCGAGGUAUUUUUCUCACUAACAAUGGCCUCAUCAAUAACUUAAGAAUUUACCAAGUUUAAAACAUUUUUCACGCACUGUGAGUUUAUUUUGUUUGAGUUCAGAAAACUUCCAUUGACAGUGUAAACUGACUGAAAUAAUAUUUCUAUAUGAAAUAAUUUAUUUUUCAUCCUUUUAGACAUUUGUCCCAAUGUGUCCAAAAAUGAACUUAAAAUGUUGGGGUUUUUUCAUGGAAAAGAGUAAGGAGAUAUGAUUGUAUGUCUAACAUAUUGAAAUAUGAAGCUAGAUAAAAUAUCUGUUUGUAAUGCCAAUAUUAUACUCUAAAGUAUAAAGAGUAUAUUUAGUAUUUAUUUCUCAUCUUAAAUUUUAGCAAAAUGAUAAACCCCGGCAGCAAGAACUUUGGUCCAUAGAGCACAAAUGAUGCUUUUGAAGAAUGAGUGAUGCAGGCUUGUAGCUCCUUCUAGCUCCUUGGAAUCCCAUGGACAAAAUAAGGCGCCUUUCUGUUUUAGAAACUCUAAAAGUAAGAAAAGAAAAGGAAAAAAACACCACUAAUAUUCAAAAACACAGUUUCAGAAUGUCUGAAAGCAUGACUUGUUUGUGGAAGAAUUCUACGUAUAAAAUAGAAAUUCUUAAGAAAAGGAGAAAAUUCACAGUUUGCAUCUUAAUAUUCUAUACUUCUCAAAAAUUCUACUUUUAGCACAGAUGACCCUAGAUAGCAGAGACCAAGACUAAAAAUAAUAAUAAUAAACCAACGAACAACAGAAAUAAAGAGGAAAACAUACUGCCAGGUAAUAACCAGUUUCCACAAUCAAGUAUUAAUGGAAAGUAAGUGUGUCAAAGAGUUAGGGAGCAAAGUUAAGUUUCUCAUAUGAGGAUUGUAUUAUUUGCUAGAAUCUUGAAGAGUUCUAUCAUCAGGUUCGGUAGGAUGAAAAGAAAAAUAAGAUAUAUUGUCACACCCCUAGCGUAGUUCCUGGAACAAAAAAGGCAUUUAGUAGAUAACAAAUGAACGAGUGAACAAUUACAGUUACAUGAUGAUAAAUUAGUACAGAAGUGAAACCAGAGCGUAGGCCCCCAAAGGUCCAGGGAAUUAUUUCAAUGAGAAGAUAAAUUCUUUGUAGCUGCGAAGAGCAGCUGGAACCUCAGUUUUCAAAUACGUCCCCUGUAAAAAUCCACCCUCCUGUGAGCCACUCCAUUAAUCCAUGUCAGUUUGAAAACAGAUGGAGUCACUACCUCCUGGAAGAGAUAACCCUGUUAGGUAUCACGCUAAAGAAUCAGCUGGAUUUUACAUCUAUUUUCAGUAAACCAGAAUUGACAGUAGUAGAGGGAGGGAGAACGAGGAGAGGAGAGGACACUUUUGAAAAACUCUUGUCCCACUUAGUUUUAUCUUGCUUUGGUGUUGAAAGCACUUAUCAAUUAAGAAUUUGGAGAUUAUUAUUCUUGCUCAGUGAGUAUUUCAGACUCUAUCUGUUUGUCUUGACUACACAUUUGAAGCAUCUGUGGAAAUGUCUUGUUCCUCUGGUUGUGUUUCUAACACCUGCAUGGUGGAUCGCCUAAUUCUCUUGAUUCCUCAGUGAGAAAUUACACCCGCAGCAAAUACAAAAGACUUUUUAAAUUGUUAUUUUUAUUUAUCAUUCCAUACAGUUACUAUAAUUUUUUUAAAUUAGCAAGUACUCAUUUAGCAUCACAUUUACAGGAGUGUGUGUGUGUUUCCUAUAAUUUAGCAUAUAUGGCUUUUAUGAAAAUUGAAGAGGUACUAGGACUCUUGUGUAUUUGGGCUUUGAGAGCCAAUGCCUAAAAUUUAAGCAAAAAAUAUGUGUGUAUAACAAAAUGUAUCCUAGUUAAUUUAGUGUUCUGAAAGCAAUGAUUUUCUAAGGUGUUAAAGAAAUGAGGCCUUACAUCUGGAAUAUCUUUCAUCCCAGUAUUUGCCUCCAUGAUUUGGACUCUGAACCACAGUUUUGGUUAUUUUGAAUUAUAACAUCUUUUCAUAUUUGGAAAACAUUACCACCACUGCAUACGUUGGUCUUGCCUCCUUUCCUUCAGUGCUCUCAGUAGACUUCCUCUGUUUUCUGUUGUGUCCCCAUCUUUUUUUGUUUUUAAAAACAACUCAGGUUGUGCUUAGUUAGUGAUAAAACUAGAACCUCUCACUUGUGUUAUUUGCCCUGUGAUGAAAUGAAGUAAUUGUGCUCACCAGGGUUAGAGAUCAAGAUUCUCUCUGGGAGAAUAUUUACUAAAAAGGUCGACAAGCCCAAUAGUAAGCCUUAAACAAUUGUGACUCCGAGUUGUGGUCUCUGUCUUGCUUCAGUGUCUCCCAGCACACAGUCUGUGUGAAUGCAGCCUUGUUGAGGCUGAUCUCUGUUUCUGUUGGUAAAGUGUUUGAAGCCAGUACUGGAUUCACAUAGAAACAUGAGAUGAAGUGCAUGGAUGUCCACGGGCUUGUGUGCAGACACAGACACACAGACGUGCUCAGCCCUGUAUAACCUGCCUUCCACUUCAGCACUAAACUUCAUCUUGCCUGUGCAGGGAGGACCCUGGGGACCUGUGCUCAUGCCGCCCCCUUUGCAGCACAUGACCGGGUGUGCCCGGGUUGAGUGUCUCCCUUGGUAGUCUGCCUUUGGGUGGUCUGAAGCAAUUUGUACAGUUUCCCAGAGACCCCAACUUUCUCUCCAUGCGUAGUUUAUACACUGGAGAUGAUAAACAAAAAAUUAAGUGUCCAAAUACCGUGAUAGAAACCCAAACAUUUCAGAGUUAUUUGAAAUAUACGUUUCCAGGUAAAAUAACUUUCCAGGUAAAAAUGCAUUUAAUUUUAAAGAUACUCUGUUUUAAAUUU
Molecule: messenger RNA, 9570 nt
Organism: Diceros bicornis minor
Lineage: Eukaryota; Metazoa; Chordata; Mammalia; Perissodactyla; Rhinocerotidae
Gene: ADAM23
Product: ADAM metallopeptidase domain 23
Exons: 24
Coding region: 308-2842 (844 amino acids)
Biological process (GO): proteolysis
Cellular component (GO): presynaptic membrane
Molecular function (GO): metalloendopeptidase activity
Source: RefSeq, a predicted model, not a curated record